AUGACAGUUUCCAAGAGUAUCACAGUAUUACGUACAGUCCAACAAGUCAGACAAUGGAGAUUACAAUGCAUCCUUAAUAGAGAAUCAGUGGGGCUUGUCCCCACUAUGGGUGCAUUACAUGCUGGUCAUUGUUCUCUUGUAAAUGAAUCAUUACAAGAAAAUGAUAGAACUGUCGUAUCCAUAUUUGUUAAUCCUUCCCAAUUUGCCCCACAUGAAGAUCUUGAUGCUUAUCCUCGUACAGUAGAACGUGACUUAGAGUUAUUAGAAAGAGCUUUCAAUCAAAAAUCAGUUGAUGCAGUUUUCAUACCCAAGAUUUCCGAAAUGUAUCCAUCGGGAAUCACUUUGGAUGUUAAUCAACAAAGAGGAGCUUUUGUUACCGUGCAUGGAUGUUCUGAACAAUUGGAAGGUGUUACUAGACCUCAAUUUUUCCGUGGGGUAGCGACUGUGGUCACCAAAUUAUUAAAUAUUGUAACUCCAACAAGAGCAUAUUUUGGUCAAAAAGAUGCUCAACAAUGCGUGGUUAUUAAGAAUCUAGUGAAAGAUUUAAUUAUGGAUACUGAAAUUAGAGUAUUACCUACAUUAAGAGAAUCAAAUGGAUUAGCCAUGUCCUCAAGAAAUGAAUAUUUAUCUCAAGAAAUGAAAGAUAGAAGUUCUAUUAUUUUUAAAGCAUUAAGUACCGGACAAGCUUAUUAUACCCAAAGAGGAACAAAAGUAGCUGCAAAAGAUAUCAUUAAUUUAGUCAAACCAAUAAUUACAUCAGAUCCUGAAUUCGAACUAGAAUAUCUUGCAAUUAGUCAUCCUGAGACUUUGGAUGAUCUUGAAUAUGUUGAACCGGGAGUUGGUGCCAUUAUUUCUACUGCAGUUAAAGUUCCAAGAGAAUCAGGAGAUGGGAAGGCAAGAUUGAUAGACAACGUCAUUCUUAACUAA
Messenger RNA from Hemisphaericaspora subhashii, 927 nucleotides. RefSeq names its product pantoate--beta-alanine ligase (gene PAN6). Gene Ontology annotation, biological process: pantothenate biosynthetic process. The record is from RefSeq and is a predicted model, not a curated record. Gene Ontology annotation, molecular function: pantoate-beta-alanine ligase activity. NCBI's taxonomy places the organism in Eukaryota, Fungi, Ascomycota, Pichiomycetes, Serinales, Debaryomycetaceae. The transcript has a single exon. The coding region runs from base 1 to 927 and encodes 308 amino acids.